Molecule: messenger RNA, 2721 nt
Organism: Bathycoccus prasinos
Lineage: Eukaryota; Viridiplantae; Chlorophyta; Mamiellophyceae; Mamiellales; Bathycoccaceae
Exons: 1
Coding region: 1-2721 (906 amino acids)
Biological process (GO): tRNA methylation; RNA (guanine-N7)-methylation
Cellular component (GO): tRNA methyltransferase complex
Molecular function (GO): protein binding; metal ion binding; tRNA (guanine(46)-N7)-methyltransferase activity
Source: RefSeq, a predicted model, not a curated record
AUGGGGAAGCGCAAACGUCCGUGGUUGAUGGACAAAGACCCCGAGAAGCACUCGAAAAUGGAGAGUGAAAAGAAAAGAGUGAAACAGAAGGAACGCGCGGAACGGAACAGACAGUUUCGGGAGAAGCAAAACGAGUGCUUUGAAGAAGGCAGCGGCGGCAAGGAGGAGGAGGAGAAAACUGUUGCGUUCGACGAGCGUACGAAUUACGGCGUUGCUGCAGUGGACGAGAACGACAGAAGAUGCGAGGAGGACGACCAAUACGAGGAAGAGAAGAAAGAGCACGCAAGGGAAAAAGGAGCAGCCAGUUACGAUGAGUUUGAAGCGAGGAAAGAGCUGAUGCGACAGAUGAAAUUGACGAGACCGCCGGGGAAAAAGAAGAGCAAUUUGAAGGAGCAGGUGGGAGGAGGAGGAAAAGGAGGAAGAAAAAGAGACGGCGACGACGACGCCGACGAAGAAGAAACUUUACUCGAAGAGGGGGAAAAAGAUAUCUCGGCAGCAUUGUUGCCUCAAAGUCCUCUGUUAUUCUUCUCCUCAUCCUCUUCCUCAUCGAAUGGAAAAGUGAUGGAAAAUAGUAAAGCGGUCGAACGCGCUCGAAACGACGCGACGUCAAAUAUUCAGCACUUUGCGAGAGUCAAACAGCUCUCGAAAGCGACGCAAACGUUUAAAAAUUUAGUCGAAAAUCAACGAAUUAAUCCGUCGGUGUAUACUUAUUGCGCGUUGUUAAAUGCCUACGCCAACGCAGGGAGAACGAAGGAUAUUGAAAUCAUUCUCAGGCGCAUGGCGAGUGAAACCAAACACAAAGAAGAAGAGAAAGGAAAAGAAGACGCAAUCUUACGACCAGAUUGUAAACCAAAUGUGGUUGCUUUUACGAUGUUAUUAAAAUCGUACUUGAUCGAGUGCGAUGUGAGAGCUGCCGUGAAGCUCGUCGAGAGUAUGGCGGCGGCGUCUACGACGAGUAAAGUUGGCAGCGAAGAUGGUGAGGAUGAUAUUUCUCAAUGCGCGUGCGGCGUUGGAAUCGACUCGAGAGCUUUGAAUACGUUUUUCCGGGUUUGUUUGCGCACCGGAGACGUAUCAUCUGCGAUUCAAUGGACGGGUACGAAUGUUGAGGACGUAUUAGACGAUACGUCAAAACUUCUCCUGGCAAAAAUGUACGCGCAGUCGUUUCGUCGGGAUUUGUUAAAGCGAGAGAUUGAAUCCAUGCAAACAUCCAUCGACGACUGUUUGAACGGAAAAGGCGUGAAAGACGGCUUAAAGAAUGGUAUCAAAGAAAGACAGGCACCGACGUGUCUAUUUUGGAAGAACGGAGAGUGUCAACGCGGUAGGAUGUGCAAAUUUUAUCACGAUCCGAACGUAAAGCAAAAAGUACCGGAGAAACAAGAGAUUGCGCAAAAAUACGAUUGUCUGGCGCAAAUGUACGGCGGGUUAGCGCGUUUAGAAGCGAACGUUGCACUCACAACAACAACGACAACAGAUAAAAAGAAAAAGAGCUUCGUAAAAGCGUGUUUGAAAGCGAUAAAGUCGUGCGAAAAAGCGUGCAAACAAGCUCGCGCAGUUAACGAAGGCUCGGUCCAAGGAGAAGAGGAAGCGGAAGCGGUGGAAGAGGAAGAUUUAGAACUAGCGGACCCACACCGUCGCAAACUCUUUCGUAAUACAAAUCGCUCGGAACUUGAGCGCGACAUGGCCAGAUUGAAAGACAUCGUCAGCAAGGAGGACGGAGACUCUUCUUUUCCUUCUUCUUCUUCUUCUUCUUCAAAAGAUACAACGACAACAACCAUCGAUGACUGUUUUUCCAGGUGCCUUUUGUUCACCUCAAAACUUGGCGAACUGGUCAACAAGAAAGACAGUGGCAGCGUUGGCGAAACGUUGUUUCAAGAACUUAAAAACUCUUUGGGUUUAGACGAAGUUUUCGUCAAAGAAGAUGACGAAAAGAAGCGCAAGGACAAACUCAGAAAACGCUUGAAGAAGACAAUCGAUUCGAAGACUGGACAGAUAAACUUUAAGAAGCUCUUCCACGGCGUGCAAAAGGAAGCAAAAGUGGAAAAUGAGAUAAGCCUCGAAGUUGCCGCUGGAAACGGCGAAUGGGCUUUAGCUCAAGCCGCCGCGAGCUCGUCGUCUUCAUCGAACAAGAACAAAAAAGUCUGGAUCGCGAGCGAGUUGCGCCGCGACCGUUCUUGCGAUAUCUUCAACAGAAUUUGCGUUUCAAAACUUCGAAACAUCGCGGUCGUUUCCGGAGAUGCGUUUCGUUUACUCAAUGAAAGCAUUCCUCCGAAUUCAUUGCAUCGAAUCUUUAUUAAUUUCCCAGAACCGCCGCAUCACUCCGGAGACGAAAAGUCAAGAAACGAUAAAGCGUUGUUGAAUAAAGAUUUUUUCGUCGCCGCACACAAAGCGUUGAAGAAGAAGGACAAAAACGGUGAUGGUGGAGGAGGACUAACAAUUUAUUCUGACAACGAAAGGUACAUGCACACCUUAGCAAAGAUGAUAUCUGGGCUCACCGUCGAUGAUGACAAUAUAGCGUUUGAAAGCGAGAAAAGUUACGGAGCGGACGAGUCGAGCGAUACGAUUGAAGCGUCGUUUGAAAACGUAGAAGGCGUUCGAUUAUACACCGGGUCGGCUCCAGGCAAAGGCUCUGGAUUCGAAAAGUACGAAGAAAGUUUCUUCGACCGGUUUUGGCAAGCCGGGAGUCGAAUCGAACGGUAUUUCAUGGUGUUUUCGAAACGCUAA